CCAAGCUUCAACAUGGCGGACGAAAUGGCUGGAAAUUGAUGGGAAAAGUUUGCGCUGUAAUUUAAAAUGUAUGGUGGUCCUCGUAACCCAAAUUCGUCGCCAUUUCAAGGCCGUUCGAGACCUCUUCCUCAAAAUUUCCGACCACGGUUUGAAAACCCAGGAUUUCCACCACAACCACAUCCUAACGCUUAUUGGGACUUCCGUCCAAGACAACCUUAUCCUCCUUCAACACAUUUGCAGAGGCCUUUUGGCAUGAUAACUCAUCCGCAGGAGCCAGGGGGAACAUUCCAGCCCAGGGAAUGGCAAAUGUCUGUGCCAAGACGAGGUUUUCCACCCGCUGGAAAUCACGAUCAACAGAGAACUAGGGUAUGAAAUUAUUCUCCUUUUUUGCAUGGUUAUGACUUUUUAAAGUUAUUUACGAGCCUAUAUUACAGAAAACAAAGGCAAGUUUGCAUCUUUUUAAAUCAAGCGUUACCAAGUCUUUGUUCUUUCCCAGAAACUUACACUGAUCAGCCUUGUCUAUAUUCAAAAAGGGUAGAGGAGGCCACAGGAGAAAUCAAGAUUCAUCAGGAAUUGAGGCUUACUACAGGCAUUCAAUGGUCGAAGAUCCUUGGAAAGAGCUAGAAGAACAGUACAUAAGAAAAAAUCAACAAGCCUAAUAUUAUUUUAGAAAAUAAUUUUGUCCAAAGUGUUUGUACUUUAUGACAGAAAAUGUACAGAGAGAUGACACACUAUUUAGCUGUAAAUAAGCUGGUUUUAUGGCAGAAGAAGUUCAUUUCCUUGAUUCUAAAAUAUCAGCUGUUUUCUCCCCCAAACCUGUAUUGCCUUAAGUUAGGAGGAAGAGAUGGUUGGUACUUCAGUGUAGAUUAAAUUUUGAUAAACUUUGAUAAACUUGUUAAGUGACAGUGUUCACUCUAGAGUUUGGCAUUGCGGUAUAUUCAUGAUUAAGAAAAAGUGCAGCCUAAAAUUAAUGUAAGAGGGGCAUGGGGGUGUAGAAAUAAUCUAAAAGUUGGAUGUUAAAUAACUGUUCAGGACUUGUACAGGUCAUGGAAAACCUGGAAAGUCAUGGAAUUUAAGCAUUUCAUUUUCCUUGCCUGGGAAGUCAUGGAAUUUAAUAGUUGGUCCUUGAAAGUCAUGGAAAAUUAAAGUUUUGUUUGAUAGAUUAGUUACUGCAGAUGAAAAGGCAUAAAGAGGAGUUUUUAAGCAGCCCAAAUGGAACACAUUUUGAGGAACACCAGAGUUUGUGUUUGUUGAACUGUUUAAAGUCCAAAAAUACCCUAAAACAAGAAAAGUUUUCAAAAUUUUUCAAAGUGACAGCUAAACCUAAGGUCUUGGGAAACUUAAAAAGUCCUGGAAAGUCAUGGAAUUUGGAGAGCUCAAAAGAGUACAAACCCUGCUGUUGGUAAUUAUGGAGACUUAAGUGAGACACCAGGAGAGUUCUAUCUAGUUGUGAAAGAAUAAUUGCGAAAUGUUCUGGAACUCAACACUAAAAGGCAAUUUUAAAUAUAUUAUGUCAUAACUUACUAGCUACUUGAGUUGAAAAUAACAUUGGUGCUGUUUGCUCAGUGCACUGCAUUUCCUUCCUUACACUAACAUCUUAGUUUUUAAAAGUGCUGUCAAAUCGCUAACCCUCCUU
This is a messenger RNA of Porites evermanni, 1636 nucleotides long. The record is from the annotation of a GenBank genome assembly. NCBI's taxonomy places the organism in Eukaryota, Metazoa, Cnidaria, Anthozoa, Scleractinia, Poritidae.